AACGUGUUUGUACCAGAAUCACAGUGUGAAUUUGAUUCACAACCACUAAACCUCUUCCUUUCAUCUCUCCUCAUAGCCGCAUCACAAGUCCGUUAUGUCGUGCCCCGUGGAGCAGCAUACGUUGGCCGUAGUGACUUCGAUAUUGAACGGCCAGCUCUUUACAUAUUCAUCGUCCCACUUGAUAUUGAUUUCGCACUUUCGGUGGAGUAUCACAACUCAACUGGAUCGGAAGGUAUAAAAUCCUGCAGCUCGACAUCGAGAAGUUGCAACAACAAGCACCUGUUCACUUUUUGCGGCCAAUCCAACUAACUAAACCAUUCUCUCUAUCAACAUGUUCUCCACCAAAGCCAUCACUUUUGUCGUCGCCGUAGCUAUGCUUUUCGCUGGUCAGACUCAAGCAGGCACCACCAUCCCCCGUGCCGCCCUGAUCGCCACUGACCCAGUCGCGGCGUGCAACCCUCCAAACAACGGAGACCAUACCACUGGUUCGAGCUGCAAGUUCUUCUCUGGACCCUCUGACGACUCUCCCGUCAUCUCCGGCACCUGUGUUCCCCAAGAUGGAACCCUCACCUGCGUCCGGUGAUUGACUCGACAACCAGAUAUAUAGUACUGACGAGUAGUAAAGAGAAGCUGAAGCUCGAAUUCGGACUGGGACAAUGAAUGUAUUAUGUACUCGAAUGCUAUGGCAUUUACUGUUGCCAAAAGGUGUUGGUAAAGAUUUCAAAUCCACCGUAAACAAAUCUCCCUCACAGUG
This is a messenger RNA of Somion occarium, 754 nucleotides long. NCBI's taxonomy places the organism in Eukaryota, Fungi, Basidiomycota, Agaricomycetes, Polyporales, Cerrenaceae. The record is from the annotation of a GenBank genome assembly.